AUGUUGCUCGUCGAAUCCUGGUGUUCAUUGCCAAAGACCUACAAGGUGCGACCAGGAACAUUUGAUAUAAUACCAAAUCCCAAUUAUACCAUUGCUACUACAACUCUCCGUUUUGUGGGACGUGAACGGUUUUUAAAUGGGACUGUAACGAUUCUGGAAGACCUGGAUAAUGAGCAUUUUGAGUUAUCGGCGGAUGCCUAUAUUGAUCCAACUGGUGGUGGGGAUUAUAAGCAAUUACCAUUCUUCAUACCGAGAACGCACCUUUGCGAUAUAUUAAAGAUGUAUGUCAAACCGUAUGUUGGAUCAACUUUGGAGUACAAUGUGAAUACCGACCUACCCUUUGAUGGAUCCCAAUGUCCCGUACCUAAGGGAACGUAUUAUUUUAAAAAUAUCCUUAUGAAUACCGAUGGUUGGCCUCUUGUAAUGCCGUUGGGAAUUAUGAAAGGUGUAGCGUCACUUUACAAAGACAACGAAUUAAUUGGAACUUUUAGUUCCCUACUACAUAUAGAAAUGAAUGGUUUUUGAAAUAGCACUUAAAAUAUUAAAAUGAAAUAAAUACAUUUUGUU
Molecule: messenger RNA, 567 nt
Organism: Drosophila willistoni
Lineage: Eukaryota; Metazoa; Arthropoda; Insecta; Diptera; Drosophilidae
Exons: 2
Coding region: 1-525 (174 amino acids)
Source: RefSeq, a predicted model, not a curated record